CCUUCCCCGCUGCUCCCCGCCGGGCCCCGCGGCGCACAAAGCACCCGCGGCCGGCCGGCGGCGCCUGCGCGGGGCGGGCCGGGCUCUGAGGGCAGCGGGCUCGGAGCGGGGCCCGGCGGGCAGUGCCGGCCACUGCCGCUGUCAGCGCCGGCGCUCGCAGCAGGCUGCGCCCUCCUCCCUCCCUGCCUGCCCUGCCCCGCCGCCUUCGCUUUGCUUUUGCGCUCUUAUUUUUAAUUAUUAUUAUUUUUUAAAACUUGGAAGAACCCCCGGGAAGCCCCCGCACGGCUCCCGCCCCGCGGCCCGCAGCGCGCUCCCCUCGCGUUGCCCGGGCUGCCGGAGCCCGCUCCCCCUUCCCGACCCGCUCCAGGCUGGGCCUCUGCUGGGCUUUGCGAGCCGGGAGCGCCUCGGCAGCGUCUGCCUCCCCCUCCCGGAGCCGCUCGUCUCCGCCAGCCCGAUAAAUGCUGUUUAUGAGGAUGGACCUGUUGAACUACCAGUACUUGGACAAGAUGAACAACAAUAUCGGCAUCCUGUGCUACGAAGGUGAAGCGGCGCUGAGAGGGGAGCCCCGAAUGCAGCCCCUGCAGUCCCCCGCGCUCAGCAACCACCGCACGGGCCCGCCGCCCAUCAGCCCCAGCAAGAGGAAGCUCAGCAUGGACCAAGGGGACGAGGAGCUGGACUGUGAAAACGACCACGUCUCCAAAAUGAGCCGCAUGUUCAGCCCGCAUCUAACCAAGACUGCCAACGGGGACUACCGGAAGGAGCACCGGGAGCGGAGCCGCAGCCCCAUCGAGCGCGCCGCUGCCCCCACCAUGAGCCUCCACGCCAACCACAUGUACGCCUCCAUCCCCAGCCUGAGCAUGGAGCAGCCCCUAGCACUGACCAAAAACAGCGUGGAUGCAGCCAGGACGGUGGGCAUCUCCCCCAGCCUGAGCAGCGUGGAGCGGCAGCAGAACCGUCCCUCUGUGAUCACCUGUGCUUCUGCCAACAACCGCAACUGCAACCUGUCCCACUGCCCCAUCGCCCACAGCGCCUGCUCCGGGGCUGCCUACAGGAGACCCUCCAGCUCCACCGCUGCGUGUGACCCGGUGGUGGAGGAGCACUUCCGCAGGAGCCUGGGCAAGAACUACAAGGAGCCCGAGCCGGUGGCGAACUCGGUGUCCAUCACGGGCUCGGUGGAUGACCACUUUGCCAAAGCCCUGGGGGACACGUGGCUGCAGAUCAAGGCCGCCAAGGACGCGGUGGGCGGCAGCCCCGAGGCGGCGGCGCGGCGGGGCCAGGCGUCCCCCUCCUCGCACAUGGUCAGCCACAAUCACUCGCCCUCCGUGGUCUCCUGAGGACAGCGCCCUUCCCGCUGGGAGUUGCAUGGUUUGACUGAGCUUGGAACAAGUGCUUCGGUAGUGCUGGGGAGGGGAGGUUUAGUUUGCAACACAUGUUUUUGUGUACUCACUUUGUUGUUUUUUGGUUGUUUUUGUUUUUGGUUUUUUUUUUUGUAAAAGGGUGCCCUUCAAGACGAUAGCAGGAACUAUUUCAUAAAGAUUCAUAUGAUGUAGCAUCCUUUUCUUCCUGCCUCAAUUACCAAAGAAACCUCUGAUGCAAAUCUGCUGCCCCUUAAAAAAAUAAUGCACGCUAAUCCACAAAAGCCAUUACACUUAGUUGGUUGACCCAAGUGCUUUUUUGCUUUUCUUAGCUUCUCAAGACUAGAAUUUGUCUGGUUUGCUUACAUUGCUUUUUUUUUUUUUUCCCUCUGUGAAGUAAUUUUGUAUGUAUAUACUUGAAAAGAACUGUCAUGUAUGAUUUGCACUAUUGGAGGAGGACUGAAGUUGCACAGCAACUUUCUGGAAGAGGCUAAAUAUUUUGAGGGCAAACUGCUGAAAAAAGGGUUUAAGGAUGACAUUUCUAUCAGUUUGAUUUUUCUUAGAGCAAAACAGCUUUGGAAGGGGAAGUCUCAUACAGGUUAUAGGUCUUUCUCUCUUUAGAUUUCAGGUGCUUAGUGCUUGCAACUGGACUGCAUAAUUUACAGAACACGGGCAUUUUUUCCUAAACACUGCAGUUUGUUAGAAUAGAGCUGAGGUUGGAGGGUUCCAUAGUGCUUAACGAUGCAUGUUUUAUGAAAAAUAGCUGGUAUCUAUUAAUGUAUAGACAGUAAGAAUCAUAAUACUUAUUAGCUUCUCUUCAGAAUUAGUUUAUUUUUGUCAGUAACAACCCUAGAUAUACUUACUGCUGGUACAGUUGUACUCUAUGAUAUUUGUAUUUGCUAUUCACUUUAGUGGCAGCAGCACCGAGGGCAGCUCAGGACAGGCCUCGUGCAGCACUGCUGCUUCACAGGGAUCUGCUUCCCAAACCCCAGUCUGUGUAAUCCACCCUGAACUAGCUGCAGGAACUGCUACCCUUACAGAUCUUGGCUGGACAACAGAUCGUUACAGUUUGUGAAAGAUGAUCUUUCCGUUUGUUUAUUUUAUUUUGGUUUUUCUAAGCCUAUCCAUCAGCCUAUGCCAAGUCGCAGCAUACAUUCCUCCAGUAGAUUUUAUACAGGUAUUACUGCAUUUAUUAUCAUUUGCUAUAUUAAUAGCUACUAACUAGAAAUUAGGCAGUAGAGGCAGGCAUAAAACCACAGCUGUGCUAGUGCUAAGAGCUUCUCUUCUUCUUGUUAAGUGUAACUGCUCUCCCCAGUACAUUCCAUCUUCCCAGGACAGUUGCAGCCAGGGCUUGCUUUUUAUCCUGGGCUCCCUGAAAGGAUGGGCUCAGCGUAGGAAGUGAGAACUGGCUGGAAGAUGAACUCCACGUGAUGUAUUAUGGACUAUGUUACAGUAUUGGGUCCAUUGUGGCUUUUAUUUUAUGCUUUUUUUGUUUGUUUUUUUUUUUUUUAAAGUUAAGCUAUUUAAUUUGGAAAAGGUGCAGGGUAGAAAGAGAUCGGGAGAUUGGCUCUUACUCUUGGUGAGAAGGUGGCUGCUCAGUUUUCUUUAAAAAAAAUGAAAAAAACCACAAAAAAAACCCCAACCCAACACCUAAGCCCCCCAGUUUUACACAUUUCACUACCAUCUUACUGGGUAGUCAACGCUUCCUUGCUUUGGCAUUCAGUACCCUACUCUCUGUAGGAAGAUUGUUAAAAGAACACUUUUUUAUAUAGGUAACUUUAAGACCAUCGUUACGCUGUGCGUAAAGAAUGUACAGAGAAAUUUGUAGGUAUUUUUUGAGGAACAAUUAAUUUGUUAAUGAUAUGUAGCUAUUUAAUUUUUCCCUUUCCUUUAUUGUAAUCAUUCUUUUUUUUUUUUUUCGUUCGUUUGUUUGGAGAAAAAAGUUGAUCUUUUUUUUUUUUUUUGUUGUAGAUUUGUCUGUAAUACAGUAAAAAGUGCAGGAACACAGUUAUUCUAUGAGGACACUGCAUUAGCAUCAAUAGCCACUCGUUUGUUAUUGCUACAGGCUACUGAGCAGUAUAACAGUCAAUACUAAUACUGUAGAUGGACUCUGUGGAAAAUGUGACUCCUCUAUUUCUUUGUAAACACAAAUAAGAUAAUGUUUUUAAAGCUAAUAUUUUCAAUAAUAGCUGUUUUACAAGGUUACAUUUACUUAUCUGAGAUAGGUAAAUGGAUUUGAGGGCAAUAAAGAUUUAAUGUGCUACGUCCAGUAAAGCAGAUGCUGGACACAACAAUGUCACAAAAGCCAAAGGGUUGGGGGGAGGUGGAAGGACACUAAACUGAACUCACCAUCACGAGACGUGGUGAAGCUUCUUCACAGAGCCAGGUUAUCUACAGUUCAGUUUGAAAGAUUCUCUCUGUGUUUGUAAAUCUGUAAUAUACCAUUCUUUUGUGGCCUUGUUUCACCUGGAAAAAAAAAAAAAAAAAGGUUUGGCAGGCCAUCUUUUUUUUUUGUACUUAAAAGUAGCCUUAAAGAACAAUAAAGUGCUCUUAAAUCACA
Molecule: messenger RNA, 3915 nt
Organism: Motacilla alba alba
Lineage: Eukaryota; Metazoa; Chordata; Aves; Passeriformes; Motacillidae
Gene: VGLL4
Product: vestigial like family member 4
Exons: 5
Coding region: 459-1334 (291 amino acids)
Biological process (GO): negative regulation of DNA-templated transcription
Molecular function (GO): transcription coactivator binding
Source: RefSeq, a predicted model, not a curated record